This is a messenger RNA of Sipha flava (yellow sugarcane aphid), 2408 nucleotides long. It is a transcript of the gene Zw, whose product is annotated as glucose-6-phosphate 1-dehydrogenase. Gene Ontology annotation, cellular component: cytosol. Gene Ontology annotation, biological process: pentose-phosphate shunt, oxidative branch; glucose metabolic process. The record is from RefSeq and is a predicted model, not a curated record. NCBI's taxonomy places the organism in Eukaryota, Metazoa, Arthropoda, Insecta, Hemiptera, Aphididae. Gene Ontology annotation, molecular function: glucose-6-phosphate dehydrogenase activity; NADP binding. Bases 810 to 2408 code for a protein of 532 amino acids. The transcript is spliced from 11 exons.
GCUGCGCCACGCACAUCCCCGCGCGGCGCGGAAUAAUGUUGAAGACGAUCGCCUCGACGAAUACCGGUUUCCCCGUCGGAUCGCCGCCACCGUGAUCGAACACCGCUGUUUUGCGAAAUCGUUACCGUGUCGCAGGCAUUGCGCAGUCGCAACGUUUCGGAAACAUUGACAACGGCAAUUGUCGCGGCGGCACGAUAAUAACGCGAAUCUUUUCGCUCGAGACCGUCCGGCCCUAUCCGCGUUCCUGUUGUCCGCGUCGAUGCGAUAAGAUUGGAAUAUUGCUACGCGAGCGCCGUCGACCGGCUUCUGGACUUUAGGCCCGUGGCACCGUGAUAAGGUUCCGGCGUGCGACCGAGGAGGGGAACGUAGAAUAUAAAUAAUUAUUGCAACACGACCGUCCGUGGGCGAAAUCGGUGUUUAGUCCACGAUCGCACGCCAUCGCUGCUCAACUCCCGUCCAGGCAGCCGUCUCCGUACAUUCGCCGCCGCACCAAUACCAGUACCGACAGCGCCAACAGAUUUUUUUGUCGACGACGGUUGAACUUGACCGGUCGGCCGGCGAAGGGGGAAAGAAACGAAACCGAGAGUGACUCUGUCGCCGUCGUCGGUGGUGGCAAAGCGAACCGCUCUGCACGCGGUAAAAGUAGUCGAUCCAUUGACGCGCGACUGCAUCACUUGUCGUGACGUACGUACAACCGCUCGGCGAAAGGGAAGAAAAAAAAAACACCCUGAUCAUCAUCUAAAAUCAUUCGUUCUGAUCGUGCUUUCGCAGAAGUUGCUCAAUCGUCCAACGGUUGUGGCUAUUAGUCGAUGUUUUUUAAAGAAAAAGGACACUACGAUCUAGUCGACCAGUCCAAAAUGAGUACUCUAGAAGAAGCUCUUCGUCUAAUAAGGACGUCCUUAAAUUCUCCCCAAAUGGACGUAGAAGGUGCCCACUAUGAUCAAAACAUAACGCAUCUUAUCGUCGUGAUGGGCGCUUCGGGAGAUUUAGCAAAAAAGAAAAUCUAUCCUACUCUUUGGAUGUUAUUUCGUGACAAACUGAUUCCAGAAAAGACAUUUAUUUAUGGAUAUUCACGAUCUAAACUAACCAUGGAACAACUGAAAAGUAACGUUGCUCCAUAUUUAAAAUGCAACGAAAAUGAGAAAAAACGCCUAGCAGAAUUUUGGUCUUAUAAUUUUUAUAUUGCUGGAUCUUAUAGCGAAUCCGCUGAUUAUCGCUCUCUAAACUCGAAACUCGCUAAACAUGAAAUAUCCGGGAUUUCCAAUAGGUUAUUCUAUUUAGCAAUACCACCUUCGUUGUUCGAAGUAACUACUACUCAUAUCUACGAAACAUGCAUGGAUCAUAAAGGUUGGACUCGUGUUAUCGUCGAAAAGCCUUUUGGUCGAGAUGCAGCUAGUUCAUUGCAAUUGAGCGAACAUUUGGCCAAGUUGUUUACUGAAGAUCAAGUGUACCGUAUUGAUCAUUACCUAGGAAAAGAAAUGGUCCAAAAUCUCAUGACGCUCAGGUUCGGAAACAGAAUAUUGAAUACUGGGUGGAAUAGGGAUAAUAUUGCACAAGUGCAAAUUACUUUUAAAGAACCGUUUGGCACAGAAGGCCGUGGUGGGUAUUUUGAUAAUUUUGGCAUAAUCCGAGAUGUUAUGCAAAACCAUUUGCUCCAGAUUCUUAGUUUGUUAGCUAUGGAGAAGCCGGCGACCAUACAUCCUGAUGACGUACGAAAUGAAAAGGUUAAAGUUCUUAAGUGUAUACCUGACGUGAAAAUAUCGGACGUAAUAUUAGGACAGUAUAUUGGUGAUCAAGAGGCUACAGAAGAACAUAAGAAAUUUGGAUAUUGUGAUGACAAGACUGUGCCAAGUGGUUCAAAGACUGCAACGUUUGCGUCCGCUGUUUUGAAAAUUAAUAACGAACGUUGGGAUGGCGUUCCUUUUAUACUAAAAUGUGGAAAAGCUUUAAACGAACGUAAAGCUGAGAUUCGAAUUCAAUAUCAUGAUGUACCUGGUGAUAUAUUCGGCGGAGUUUUAAAAAGAAACGAACUCGUUAUUCGAGUUCAACCAGACGAAGCCGUGUACAUUAAAAUGAUGACCAAAAGGCCUGGUAUAGGAUUCGAAAUGGAAGAAACCGAACUUGAUUUGACCUACAAUCAUCGUUAUAAGAAUGUCAAGUUACCCGACGCUUAUGAACGAUUAAUAUUGGAUGUAUUUUGUGGUUCUCAAAUGCAUUUUGUACGUGCUGAUGAACUCUCUGAGGCUUGGCGUAUUUUCACUCCUCUUCUUCACGAAAUUGAAUUGACUCAACCCGAACCAGCAUUAUACAAAUAUGGUUCUCGUGGUCCUGAGGAAGCUGACGAACUUUCACUUGCUCACAAUUUCAAGUACUAUGGGUCUUACAAAUGGGUUAAACCUCAUACAUAA